AUGCGAAGGUUCCUAUCAGCCCAGUCGCUACAGCCGCGAGUAGUCCUUUCUGGCAUCCAGCCAACAGGUGUGCCGCACUUGGGCAAUUACGUGGGUGCUCUACGGCAAUGGGUUCAGCGGCAACACGAGGAGCCCGAGUCUUCCCGCCUGCUGUAUUCAAUUGUCGACCUACAUGCCAUCACCGUACCACAAAAGCCGGAGGCUCUGAGAAAGGCCAAGAGGGAAGCUUUAGCUUCGUUGCUAGCCAUUGGCAUUGACCCAAGUAGAUGCACCUUGUUUUAUCAAUCCGAUGUUCCGGCGCACUCUGAGCUUAUGUGGAUACUAUCAUGCACAGCAUCUGUAGGGUAUCUUUCUCGAAUGACGCAGUGGAAGUCGAAGCUCAGCCUGGCAGAGUCGUCGCGACUGGGUGAUGGGCGCGUUGGAAACAAACUAAAACUUGGCCUCUUCUCCUAUCCAGUCUUACAAGCCGCCGAUAUCCUUGUUCACAGGGCAACUCAUGUUCCCGUUGGUCAUGAUCAACAACAGCACAUUGAGUUUGCGCGAGAGUGUGUUACCAACUUCAACCAUGCCUAUGGGCCUCAUCUCGUCUAUCCAGAUAUUAUAAUAUCACCGGUACGCCGAGUAAUGUCGCUCGCGGAACCGACAUCUAAAAUGUCGAAAUCUCACCCAUUGGCGCGUUCUCGCAUCUUACUUACUGACAAUGCGGAGACCAUCCAUGCCAAAAUAUCAUCCGCGCUAACAGACUCAACGCCGGGCAUCAGUUAUGAUGUGGAGAACAGGCCUGGCAUCUCGAAUCUGCUGGACAUCUUUUCGAUUUUCAGUCCAGAGGGCAAGACUGCGCAGCAAUUAGCUGCUGACUUUAGCGAAUCCAGCCCCCGAGAGCUGAAAGCAGCCGUUUCUGAAGCUGUCGUCAAAGGGAUGGAUGGCAUCGGACAACGCUAUGAAAAACUCCUGAAAGACACCAAGUUUCUCGAUCACGUCGCUGCUGAGGGGGGGGAGAAGGCACGCCAGAGCGCAGAUGAGACCAUGCAUAUUGUCAGGGAAGCCAUGGGCUUGUAA
This is a messenger RNA of Akanthomyces muscarius, 1059 nucleotides long. RefSeq lists its product as uncharacterized. The transcript is spliced from 5 exons. Gene Ontology annotation, cellular component: mitochondrial matrix; mitochondrion. Gene Ontology annotation, molecular function: ATP binding; tryptophan-tRNA ligase activity. The record is from RefSeq and is a predicted model, not a curated record. NCBI's taxonomy places the organism in Eukaryota, Fungi, Ascomycota, Sordariomycetes, Hypocreales, Cordycipitaceae. Gene Ontology annotation, biological process: mitochondrial tryptophanyl-tRNA aminoacylation. The coding region runs from base 1 to 1059 and encodes 352 amino acids.